Molecule: messenger RNA, 2493 nt
Organism: Phialemonium atrogriseum
Lineage: Eukaryota; Fungi; Ascomycota; Sordariomycetes; Cephalothecales; Cephalothecaceae
Product: P-loop containing nucleoside triphosphate hydrolase protein
Exons: 2
Coding region: 1-2493 (830 amino acids)
Biological process (GO): mitochondrial translation; ribosome disassembly
Cellular component (GO): mitochondrion
Molecular function (GO): GTP binding; GTPase activity
Source: RefSeq, a predicted model, not a curated record
AUGUUCACAGCGGUAGCGCCCUCCAACGCGGGCCGUUAUGGGCAUAAACAUCUGUCUAUCUUGCUCAGCCGUGCUGUAAACGCUCGAUUGAAUCCCAAAUGGCCAAGCUGCAGGAGAUUUGUUGGCCAAAGUGCCAUAAUCGACGAUGUCCGCAACAUUGGCAUUAUAGCUCACGUUGAUGCUGGCAAGACAACUACAACAGAGAGGAUGCUAUAUCAAAGUGGCGCAUCACGACAUCUCGGAAAUGUUGACCAUGGUGACACGGUCACUGAUUUUCUCCCCCUUGAGCGGGAGAAGGGCAUUACAAUUCAGUCUGCGGCCAUCACCUUCACUUGGCCUCUGAAGCAUGAGUUGCCCGCCGGAACUGAACCCAAAACUAUCAACCUCAUCGACACGCCUGGCCAUCAGGAUUUCCGUUUCGAAGUUGACCGUUGUCUGCCCGUACUAGACGGUGCUAUCUGUAUCCUUGACGCAGUUAAGGGGGUUGAAGCUCACACCGAGAGAGUCUGGGCUUCUGCUCAGGUGUCGAAGAUCCCGAGGAUUAUCUACGUGAACAAACUCGACCGCAAUGGCGCCUCAUUCAAGAGACCUGUUCUCGACGUAGCGUCCAAACUCGGCGCAUGGCCGCUUAUAUGCCAGAUUCCUUGGUGGAACAAGGAGGACUUCGUUGGCGUUAUUGAUGUCAUUGACCAAGUCGGCCUGAAAUGGUCCUCCACGGGUGCAAUGUCCAAGACAUCCAACUUGAAGAAGCUGCUCUUGCAGGAAAACCCUGAUCUUUGGGCUGAGGUUGAAACAGCCCGUCUUCGUCUUGUCGAGGCUCUAUCGGAACGUGAUGACGAGCUAAUGGAGCUGUUUAUCGAGCAUGAGAUGGACGUCCCCACCGCCUCGAUCAAGCAGAGCAUACGACGUUUAAUUAACGACGGGAACGGGACAGUCGUGCCAAUAGUCGCCGGCGCGAGUCUUCGAAACAUGGGUGUUCAGCCUCUCUUGGAUGCAGCUGUCGACUAUCUUCCUAGCCCGCAAGAGAGACCAGAGGUACAAGUCCGUUCCGGCCCCGAAAGGCUCUCCAUCUCCGACGCAAUCGAGUCAGCUUCGAAAAAAUCGAAACCCAAUCAUCAUAAACAACAGCCCUUGGGGGCCCUCGCCUCGGUGUUCAAGGUCGUGCAUGACCCCAAGCGAGGGAUGCUCAGUUACGUACGCGUUUACCACGGCAACCUGAACAAGAAAGAUGCCAUGUGGAACACCAAUAUGCACCAGUUCGAGAAGCCUCUCAACAUGCUCCAAAUUGCCGCCGACAAAUCUCUGGACAUUGCCCACCUGCCGACCGGAUACAUUGGCGCCUUGACAGGGCUGAAGAAUGCGAGAACCGGGGAUACCUUGAUGACUUUCCCAAGUCAUAAGGCUCCGGAAGCGCUAAGGGGUCUCCAGAUCCGACCGCCCGAGAUCCCCCCGGCCGUCGCAUUUGUCUCAAUGGAGACCUAUUCAUUGACGGAAACGAAGAAUCUUGAAAUCGCUCUCGCAAACAUAUCCCGAGAGGAUCCGAGCUUGAGGUGGACCAAGGACGAGAAGGCCGACCAGUUCAUCCUCUCCGGAAUGGGGAAGUUGCACCUCGAGAUUGCCCAAGAUCGUCUCAAGAACCACUACAAGGUCGUGGCAGAGUUUGGAGAGAUCGCUGUUGAUUAUAAGGAGUGCAUACUCUCGCCUAUCGGACCGCACCGGGUCGAGUACGAACGGACUGUUGCGAACAAGCCCGGCAAAGCCGCGUGUUCGGCCACACUAGCGCCGAUAGAGGCUCAUAAGCGCGAGGCUCUCCUCGAGUCGGGCAUCGAAAGGGACGGUAAUAUCAUUCAAAUUUUAAUCCCUCUACCAAGUAACGGGGAGGCUCUGCGGUUUGAACCGGACGUCGUACGUCAACAACUCUUCAACGGAGCCGUUGCGGCGCUCGCACGGGGUCCGCGGAGGGGCUUUGCCGUCACCAACUGCCAUGUGACCAUCACGUACGAUUACGAGACGGACUUUUUCGGGCCUGUAUCUGGCGCCCAUAUCGUCAACGCGGCGAUCCAUUCAGUUCGGGAUGCUCUUAAGGAGGCUCACGCCGGGAAAUCCAUCGGGCUCCUAGAGCCCUUCAUGAAAGUCCGGAUCACCGUCCCUGAAGCAGCGGGUGGCAACAUCCAGCAUGAUAUCUCGUCUGCCCGAGGAGGUAUCGUGAUGGAGGUCAAGGAUAGCAACGAAGAGAGACAAAGUGACGGGGGCAUAGAUCUAUCUAAGGUCUAUGUCCCCCCAGAUCCCUACGAGUCGGUGCAGUCCCUGCGGGAUACUCAAAAGGGCGUCGGAAGGAUGCUGGAUAUCGUUGCUAAGGUGCCGCUGAAGGACACACUCCACUAUGAUGAUCAUCUGCGCGGCAUGACUGGGGGCCGGCACUCUCUUCAGAUGGAACUUGACACCUUUGAAAGGGUUACCGGACCGAGAGAGAGGGCUCUUGACUCGGCAUGA